Molecule: messenger RNA, 1470 nt
Organism: Harpia harpyja (harpy eagle)
Lineage: Eukaryota; Metazoa; Chordata; Aves; Accipitriformes; Accipitridae
Gene: EIF4EBP3
Product: eukaryotic translation initiation factor 4E binding protein 3
Exons: 3
Coding region: 958-1278 (106 amino acids)
Biological process (GO): negative regulation of translational initiation
Cellular component (GO): cytoplasm
Molecular function (GO): eukaryotic initiation factor 4E binding
Source: RefSeq, a predicted model, not a curated record
UUGUGUGAACAUGGUUGUGCGUUGGUUUUUUUUUUUUUUCCUGCUGGAUUGGUUCUGCUGCUUCCAGUGCUCUUUUUCCAGGUGGGUUGCCUGAGAUCAGGUUUGGUUCAGGCGUUGGAAAUAAGGGCAGAGCUGACAAUGUGGCAACUGAUGGCACCUUAAUUUGUGGAAGGUAAAUAGGUAGCUUGUAGGUAAAUGCAGGGUUUUUUCACCUGACUUGCUGUGACCAGCUGCCUAGAAGCAGAUCUUAGGAAAGCGGAGACCACUUCCCACUAGAGAAAAAUGUAUUAUAUUCAAUUCGAAGCUUCCUGUUACCCUUUAAAUCUGGUAAGAGCUCCUCAAGUCCUUUCCGUGAGGAGGAAGGGGAUUUUUGCAUACUGCUUAAGAUGAACGUUCAUUUUCUACCCAGGUGCAGAAGUUCUCCACUUUCUGCACUUGGACUAUGCUUAUUUCUGCUUUUGCUCAGUGGUGAUGCAGUAACUACACUGAAUAUUUGGUCCAUUCCUCAAGCAGGUAACUACAUACAGUGCAUGUAGUGUCCAAUCUAACAGACCACUUUUGGUGGUCUCUUGGACCAGAUGGAGACUCCUCCACCUUCCUCCACCUUCUCCAGACAAAUCCUUACAUGCAGCAGCAGCAGAGUUUCCCCAGGAAAAGCAUGAGGAAGGAGUACUGAAAACCCAAAGUGCACAAGCAGUAUCUGAGUACUGCAGGCAGAUAAACCUCAGAAAUGCUAGAUAUUUUUUUCUAGUAUUUGAGGAAGAAAUGCAAAAAACAUUGAACUGCUGCUGCCUGCCUGAUAGUGAAAUGCCAAAGGAGAAACACUCGUGUUAACAGUACUUGUAUUGAAAACAAAUGGUAUUGUAGUGCAAUAGGUGUUUGCUCCUGGGGUGAGUUGCAGGGGAGGGGCCUAAGGCCCCGCCCCUGCCCCUCCCCUACCCCACCCCUGUGGGCUCCAUGGCUGCAACAGGCACCACCACCUCCUCCUGCCCCAUCCCGGGGAGCCACCAUCUCCUCAUCCCAGAGGGCUACAGCUCCACGCCGGGUGGUACAGUCUACUCUACCACACCAGGGGGUACCCGCAUCAUCUACGACCGCAAGUUCCUGCUGGAGUGCAAGAAUUCGCCCGCGGCCAGGACCCCUCCCUGCUGCCUGCCCCAGAUCCCCGGUGUCACAUCCCUGGCCCAGUCCAGCCUCGUCAAGCUGGAGGAGCUCAAGGAGCGGAAUGAGAGCGAAGAAGCCAUGCCAGAUCAAGACCAGUUUGAGAUGGACAUCUGAGUUUCCAGCUCCCCGUCUCCAGGCCAUGGCUGGGCCUGUUCCUGGGCCUCGUGGAGUUGCUGGCACCGUGACCAGCUGGCUGCAGCCCUCUCUGAUGCUGGGGAUGGAUGUGUGACACCUCAGGCUCUAGCACAACUGGCUGGUGCAAUUGCCUAGGAGCUCAUGCUUGAUCAAUAAACACCAUGAACCCCC